ACAAUUCAAUCCAAUCCAAGACCAAUGCGCCGCUGCCAUUUUCUUUUUGUGUAACGAGGUUUCGGGGCCGCGCGAGUGUUUCGUAAUCUGGUCGUUUUCUUACGUUGUCUGACACAUUCUAAUCAUGAGUAAGGCUCAUCCACCUGAGUUAAAAAAAUACAUGGACAAAAGACUGUCGCUAAGGUUGAAUGGGAGCAGAGUCAUCACUGGCAUCCUGCGAGGUUUCGACCCCUUCAUGAACCUUGUCCUUGAUGAAACUGUGGAAGACCUGAAAGGAGGAGAAAAGCAUGAAAUUGGAAUGGUGGUUGUCAGAGGGAACAGCAUCGUCCUUCUGGAGAGUCAAGACCGGAUAGGAUAAUGGUGCCCUUACAGAUUACCUAGGGAUCAAAAACACCUGCAACAUAUUUCAUCUCAUCAGCACACAAAUAAAGGCGAACGUGUACCCGA
This is a messenger RNA of Ornithodoros turicata, 447 nucleotides long. It is a transcript of the gene SNRPG, whose product is annotated as probable small nuclear ribonucleoprotein G. Gene Ontology annotation, cellular component: U1 snRNP; U5 snRNP; U12-type spliceosomal complex. The coding region runs from base 125 to 358 and encodes 77 amino acids. The record is from RefSeq and is a predicted model, not a curated record. Gene Ontology annotation, biological process: spliceosomal snRNP assembly; mRNA splicing, via spliceosome. Lineage: Eukaryota; Metazoa; Arthropoda; Arachnida; Ixodida; Argasidae. Gene Ontology annotation, molecular function: RNA binding. The transcript has 4 exons.